GCCGCGCGCCUGAAGGGAGCUGCUGGUGGGGCCCAGGGAGUCCCCGCCCGAGACUGCGCCGCCGCCGCCGCUGCCAUGGCUACAAAAGACCCCACAGCAGUAGAAAGAGCAAACUUGUUAAACAUGGCUAAACUCAGUAUCAAAGGACUCAUUGAAUCUGCUCUAAGCUUUGGCCGCACUUUGGAUUCUGAUUAUCCCCCCUUGCAGCAGUUCUUCGUGGUUAUGGAACAUUGUCUGAAACAUGGUCUUAAAGUAAGAAAAUCGUUUUUGAGUUAUAACAAAACUAUCUGGGGCCCUUUGGAGCUGGUGGAGAAGCUGUACCCAGAAGCAGAGGAAAUAGGAGCUAGUGUCCGGGAUUUACCUGGUCUUAAUGAAUUCUAUGAGUAUCAUGCACUAAUGAUGGAAGAAGAAGGAGCAGUAAUCGUUGGGCUACUGGUUGGCCUGAAUGUGAUAGAUGCUAAUCUGUGUGUAAAGGGAGAAGAUUUAGACUCACAAGUUGGAGUGAUUGAUUUUUCCAUGUAUUUAAAGAAUGAAGAAGAUAUUGGAAAUAAGGAAAGGAAUGUUCAAAUCGCUGCAAUAUUAGACCAGAAGAAUUACGUUGAAGAAUUAAAUAGAUAACU
Messenger RNA from Hippopotamus amphibius kiboko, 620 nucleotides. RefSeq names its product RUN and FYVE domain-containing protein 2-like. Lineage: Eukaryota; Metazoa; Chordata; Mammalia; Artiodactyla; Hippopotamidae. The transcript has a single exon. The record is from RefSeq and is a predicted model, not a curated record. Bases 76 to 618 code for a protein of 180 amino acids. Gene Ontology annotation, cellular component: cytoplasm.